Molecule: messenger RNA, 6582 nt
Organism: Odontomachus brunneus
Lineage: Eukaryota; Metazoa; Arthropoda; Insecta; Hymenoptera; Formicidae
Product: serine/threonine-protein kinase PRP4 homolog
Exons: 7
Coding region: 250-2928 (892 amino acids)
Source: RefSeq, a predicted model, not a curated record
GUACGCCAUUUGUAUUUACGAGAUAGGGACGACGAGCAGCAAACGAUUUUCGUGCAAAAGUGAUUUGUAUUCCGACAGUUAAUCAAAGGAAAUGUUUCGCCUCAUAAUAUACAAGUGAUGUAUACCAUUAUUAUAUGUGACGUGCGGUAGUUUUGCGUGCGCACAGCGUGAAAACUACUCACGCAAACGGCUUAGUCCGCCGUGACCAUCGCGAACAUAACUCUUCCCAGUAGUACUGCUCUCGAUAAAAUGGAUUAUCGCGAGAAAAUGGUUGUGGUUCCUCAAUCAAAAAUCAAAAUUGAGGAUGAUGAUGAUGAAGAUUUAGAAACAUUAAGGAUGGUAGCACUUCAAUCGAUUCGAGCAAAAGAUACAACACGUAACAGACAACCAAUAUUACCACAAGUAACACAGGUGUCUCGUAUCCCAUAUAAACAACGGCCUAUAAGAAGGAAUUAUUAUAACAAUAGAAUUCCACAAAGACAAAAUGGCAAUGUAUAUUAUCAAAGCCCUCGUAAUCCAAACCUAAUAGCAAUAGUUCCUGUGGAUGAACCUUCACCACUUCAACAAAUUGAAACAGUUUGCCCUGUCAAAAUAGAAAAGACUGAGUCAAAAGUAGAACCAUGUUCUCAAGAAAUAUCAAAAUUUCAUCGUUUUAAAGACAAUGGAAGUGCUUCUGAAGAUGAAGAUAUGAAGGAGCAAAAGAAUACCACGUCUGUAAAGACAGAAGUUAUAGCAAAAGAAGAACCGAAAGAACCUUUAGUAAAAAUGGAGAUUCAGGAGGAGAUUACAGAGAGCUUGCAAAAGAACGGAGAAGAUCAAGAAGAAGAUAACGGUAACGACGAUGACGAUGAUAUACUUCUAAUGGCUGAUCUCGAAGAGGAAGACAGCCUAGAACGUUUAAUGGACGAGAUGGAGCGAGAAAUGAACGUGGGUAAACCAUUGGAGAAGAAAGAAAAGAAAUCGAGUAAAGGUGAGGGGAAGAAUUUAACGAGGCACGAGGAGGGAAAUAAAUCCUUCGAUCAAAGAACAAAACUGGAUGAAAAUUGCUCCGGCAAAAAGGAUAGGAACAAUGUUGCGACCGCUUCGUCCUUAACCACAGUCAAGAGCGAGAGAAGAUCGAUAUCGCCGCACACAGCGAACCGAGUGAAUCAGAAACGCAGAUCGUUGUCGCCGAAGUCGCGGUCACGUAAGAAGUCACCGAGAAGAUCUCCCAGAAGAUCUCCGCCGAGACAGUCGAGACGAUCACCAAGAGAAUCGAUGAGGUAUCGAUCACCGCGAAGGUCCCCGUCGCGAUAUUCCCCGCGACCCAGAUCGCCCAAACUCUCGCCGCGAAGAUCUCCGAAUCGAACAUCGUCCAUGAAAAGGUCACCACCGAGGAAGCUGUCGCCGAGAGGCAGAUCACCCAAGCUUUCCUCGCGCUCCCGAUCGCCGCGGCCGCAGAGAUCGAGGUCACCGCGAAGAUUGUCACGCUCAAAGUCGCCGCGACCGCGCACGCCAAAAAUCCGCUCGCGUUCCAGAUCACCACAACUGUCGAGAUCACGGACGCCGAGGUUCUCACCUCAGAGAUUAUCGUCACCGCCGCAUCGAUCGCCCAAGUCCAAGUCUCCCAGGUCACCUUCCAGGAGAUUGUCGCCGCGUCGAUUGCCAUCUAGAUCCAGAUCGCCCGGUUUGUCACCUCUCCGAAGAGGAUCGUCACGUUUACAAUCACCCAAGACGUCGCCACGUAGAACACCGCGCAGAUCGCCAUGGUCGUCUCCGAGAAAUUCGCCGCGACUCUCUUCGCCUCGACGCAGACGGUCCCCGAAGUGGUCACCAAAGGAAUUAUCUAGAAAACACGGGCUGCGUUCUGCCACUCCAGAUAAUCCGACUGGUUUACACGUGAGAGAAUCGUCACCGACUUUCAAGAGCUCAACGACACCGGAGAUACCACGUUUGAAGUCAAAGCAGAAAGAAGAGUCUUACGAAAGGCCGGUGACAACGGUAGAAACGAUGAAGGAGCCCGUAGAAGUGAUCAACGAUCCUGUGCUCGAGGCUAGAAGAAAGAAAUUCGAAUCCACGCGGCCUAUCGAUCCGGUGAAUGCCAACAAGAAAAUUAAAUUAUGCAAGAAAUACACUGUGAGUACCAAAGUGGAAGCUCCGGAAACAAUAGAGGUUCAGUUAGGCGGAAUAAGAAAGAUCAACAAAUCGUCGGAUGAAUACGAUAUGCAAGAUGUGGACCUGUGCCUGGAAACCAGUUACGAGUUCGAGGAGCUCGAAGGUGCGGAUGAUGAGUCUCCGAGCGCUAUUACGAGUUCGAUAAGUACGUGUAUAGAUGUGGAACCGCAGAAAGUAGAGAAGGAAAAGCCCUCGAAAAAGAGAAAGAAGCGUGACAAGGAGUUAUAUCAAGUGGGAAAGCUGAAGAACGAACUGCCGCUUUCCGAGCGCAUCGGGAAGGACAAAAAGUGUAAGAAACGCAAGGACAUCGUCUCCGACGGACCAAGCGAGGACGUGGACGCUAUAUUUGAGGACUUGGCGAUAGACGAGGAGGGAGACUUGCGGGCGGAACUCAGCAGAAGGCGUGCGGAGAGAUUGAAUAGAGCAGUUCCCAUUCAGUCUGCCAGAUUAGUGCAGUCAGCCUUUAAAGGCGUCGUCAACGAGGUUGUGAAGAAUAAUGCUAAGGCCAAUCAGAGGCACGUUAUUAAUACCGAUGAAAAAAUCAAUCAAAAGGAAGUUAGACGAGUUACAGUUCUACAUCGAUCUGUAACUGAGUUACAUGAUUCUGAAGAUGAAAGUACUCUUGAUUCAAAGGUACCGGUGCGUUUCCGGCUCGGUCUCAACAAACAAGAACCCAGGGAAUCCAAGGUUACUCGAAAAGCAUCCAAAAGACAAGGUCGUAAGGUAAAACAUAAAAAUCACUUGUCUCUAAAAGAUCCUGAGCAUAUUUUGUAGUGUAUAUCAUACCUUCAUAGGUGUCACUCUAACUUUACCCGUAAGUAGUGUGUGAUAAACCUUCGUCCACCAAAUUUCAUUGAUACCUUUAUAACACUGAGUCGCGGAAAAUUCUCUAAGUAGCAUAUAACGAGUCAUUACGCGAUAUUUCACCGUAACGUUACGAAUUAGCACGACGUUAUGCGAACGAUAAUAGACUGCUGUAAUCACACUGGCUUCACAAAUAACCAUUUUCCUCAACGCGUUCGUUAACGGUAGAGCGUCUCUCAAUUAGACAUCAGUUUUUCUUGUCGUGACGAGCAAUUUCAUUAGCGGCAAAGAUAUUACAACACGAAAAGGAAUAACAAUUUAUAUAUCAUUCGGAAUUAUCUAUAAACGAUAUGAAACGGAGUAUGUGCCUUUCAACAAUAGUCAGGAGAUAACGCAAAUUCGACAACUUGCACAUUAAAUUUCAUCCAAGAAAUGUUAGAGCAUGUUUCCGUGUAAGGUAGACGCAGAAUCCGAUAACAAUACCAAAUACCGAAAAAAAGGACAUAAACGUUAUAAAAGAAAAUACGUAGAAUUUCUUCCAUAGAUUGUUUAGCAUCAUAUAAUUUGAAUACUGAACGGUUCAGUAAAAAAUAAAAGUGAUUCGUUCUUUUUUGUUUAGGGAUAAGAUAAAUCCGCGUUCAUCCGAUCGAAAUAUUUGUAUGAAGAAAGAGAGAAAGUGAAAAAGAAAGAGAGAAAGAGAGAGAGAAAGAAAGUAGCGGUUCAUCUUACCUCAUUAGGUUGUCGACGUAGGAAGAUGAGUUCUUUGAAAGGCUUAUAUUAUGUCAUUUGUAAGACGUACAUGGAGCGGUGGCUCUUUUCGUUUCAAUUAUACAAUAUAAUAAUAAUACUAAUAAUGCAUUAGAGGACAAUAUCCAAAAUUUUCGAUACUUUACGAUCUAAGUGUACCUAGUUAUUUAUUGUUAAGCAUUGCUUAGGUAGUUGGUUACGUGUGAUUAUAUUAAAUCAUGUGUUGAAGAGGAUGUGUACAUAAUUUACUUUGAUCGCUCACAUAAAUAAACAGGAAUAAUUGAUAAUCCCAAAACUACCUUUUGCAAAACCAUAAGCAUAUUUUAUAUGGAGGUAGUCACAAGUCUAGACGUACCUUAAUUGUACAUAUGACGCUUAAAUAUCGAUCAACAAAUCGAAAACAACUGUAGUAUAUAUUGUAAAUCCAAUUAACGAUAUUGUGGCACCAAAUAACUUGUACAAAGUAUCACAUGUAGCAGCAGCAGAUACAACUUUAUUAACAUUUAUUUGCUACGUGAAAUGUACUUUGAAAGAGGUGAGAAACGAAAUUUCUAAAACCUGGUCGUGAUGUUUUAUAAGUGGAUAAUAUAUAUAUUGUAUGUACGUAUCUAUGUCGGUCUGUACGGCUAGUUGAGAGGAAGGAGGACAGAAAGGGAGAGAAAAUUAAUUGCAAUAAUGCAUCGAACAAUUAACGGUAGAAUUUUCUGGAUCUUUUAUGUUGAAGUGUACUGCAUUUACAACAAUUUAGAAAAAAAAAAUGUGUUAUUUGUCAAAAUUGUACGAAACACAUAUAUGUGUGCGUGUGUAUGUGCUUAUUUUAUAUGUUCGACGACAGAUUCUCUGCGAAUUCUCUAUUGUACGAUUUUAUAUUAUAUAUAUAUAUAUAUAUAUAUAUAUAUAUAUAUAUAUAUAUACACAUACAUAUAUUUUUAUUGUGCACCUUCCGCGAGGGUGGUUGUAUUCUAUUUAAUCUAUUUUACAAGAACGUAUUUAACUAAUCCCGGUGUACGACGCGCGUGUCAUUACUUUUAAUUAUAUAUUUCCCUAUAUCUUUCUCGAUAGAUUUAGCAUAUAGCAUGCAUAAUAAUUAGAACGUAUGUAUUGUCGAUAUGCGUGGAAACUUUUCGGGCUGUUUUAUUAGCAGCUAUUACUUGUACAUAAAUUUCGUUUUAUUUCUCGAAGAUAAUGUUGAUACAUCAUCACACAAGCCGAAUACCUCAUAGUAUCUAUGAAGGUGUAAACGCUGCUUUUACAUCAAUAAAAAUACUAAUAUUACAUUUAUAAAAAUUUUCUUCCAUGGAAGUUUAUAUUACGAGUAUCGAGAUAGUCGAUUAUUUAGCAUUAAAUGUUCAAUAUAUUAUAUAUGUAUAUACACGUAUGUAUAUAUGUAGCCAAAGUGAUAUUAUCAAGGUGUGCGUACCUUUAAUCUAUAUUUUAAUUAAAAAACACCAAGUUCGCGCGCGAAAUUAUUUUUUUUCUUUUUGUUUUAUGUUUUUAUUUCCUUUAUAUGUUUUUCACACUCUUGAUUGAUCAAUAUCGAACGCUAUUAUUAUUACGCGUUGGUCGAACGAACCUUCUUAUGCCAUGUCACUUUAUUUGCACGUAUCCGUACGUGCGUAGCUCUACAUCAACUCUGAGAGUUGCGCGUUAGAUAUCUUUUAGCUAGAAAUACAACGAGAGACUGAAAAGACUUUUGAGAUUAUGGGCCUUAAUCAAUGCAUGAAUAUAAGCAAUGCACAAUAUGAUGUGAUACUCGAAGGGAUUUUUACGGUUUCCCUUACGUGCGUCUUGAUUAUCUUAGAAUAACACAGACAGUUACGCGUAUAAUAUUUUUAAUAUUUAAAGAACAUUUAAGAAAUAGGUUCAAGCAAUAUCACAGGUUGAUAAUUGAUCUUGUUACGGAUGUAAAAAUCUAAUGAUGAUACAGAUGAAAUUUUAUAUUAUUAUUCCAUUAGUUUACACAACGCGAUAUGCGUGCAUAAGGUAUCUUAUAGUACAAUUUUACUUAUUUUAGUCAUAGCGAAUCGCUUCAGUUUCUAAAGAUCUCUGUAUGCUGGAUGUGCAGGUGACUUAAAAUGACAAUUCGUAAAAUGACAAUUGUAAAUCUCUUCGAUUUGACUUCUGUGUUAUUCUGCGAUAUAACCGCGUUCGAGUCGCGGUUCUGAUUGUUACGGUUUAUUUAAUUUAUUAGCUUAAUUUCUCUGUCAUAAAGUGGUAAAUACAGAUGGAAGUAAUGUGACGCGAUAAAGUAUCGAUAAUAACAUAACUAUCUGAUUACGUGAUAACAUAAUGAUUACGUGAUAACGCAAUGGUAUAACGUAUAAUUCUCUAAAGCCGUGUAGAUCUCACUAAUGUUUUUUUCUUUCUUAGAUAAUAAUUAGAAAUUGUUAUACAAGUAUCAAUGAUUAUAAUAAUCGCAAUAGAGCAGAAUCGGAACUAAUUUCGUGUUUUUUCUUUGUCUAAUAUUCGUACAAUCUUCUAUAUCACGCGUGCACGAUGAUUUCCUAUAUCAUUGCAGAUUAAUUUUGUAUGACAAUUUGGACGACGGAUUCGCGUGUACGAGUCCUCGCGGCGUAAAUUCUUUCUUGUUUAUAUUAUCGGAAUAUUCAGCCAUCUGUAAUUUACCACGCGAACAUAUCGCAUUGCGUAUAAAUGUACCUAUUUAUAUACACCUGUGUAUUUGUACUUAUACCUUCUUGCAAAAGAAAAAGAGGAAAAGAGAAAAAGAAAAAAAAAGAUCGUACUUCCUACUUAGAUGUAGCAACGUUUAAAUUAAUGCCGAAGUAAGAUAUCAACGAGGGCUUACUUCGUGACGUCACUUUAUAAUUAAUUGAAUCUCUUAUUUCAGAAAAUACGGAAUAAAAUAUUUUUCAGCUA